UCGCCGCGGCGGCUUCGGCGGUCGCCGUGGCGGCUUCGGUCCGCCGCCGCUACGGCCGCGACCUGACGGCGGUCGCUUCGCCGGCGCCGGCGCCGCUGGACCAGGAGGAGCAGGUGGAGGCGCUCCAGAUGGACGCCUUCUUCCAGGCGGUGCGUCUGGGCGACGCCGACGGCUGUGGCAUGCGGCUCGUCUGCGAGCUACGCACACUCGACCCGCGCUUCCUCGGCGAGGAGGGCAACAUGAUCCUGGCGCUCUUCGGGUCUGACGUGCCGUCCUCGGGCCGGGCCGACUCCCCGAAGCGUCUGUACGACGCCGCCGCCGAGCUUGGCAGCAGCACCGGCACCGCCGAGGUGUGCGCCCAGACCUUCACCGCCUGCGAGUACGACUCGGAGACGCUGCUGGAGGCCAUCACCAGCCCGGAGGAGCAGUGAGCCGGCGCCGGACGAUUCCCGGCGUCCUCUCUGUCCGCGGUGGGCGUCCCCACGCGCCGGACCGGCGGAGCACGUCCGGGAAGGAUGUGCCGCUCCCGUCCGGCGAGGCGCCGGCUCGCCCAUCGGUGCGACGAGCGAAGCCGUGCUGCGCGUUGGUGACGACGUGACUCUGGCUGGUUUGAUUCCUUGCAGGUUCCGUGGCAUUAAUGGGGCAAUGAGCGGUCGAGGGCGUUUCCAUCUGCCCAUGAUACCUGUCAUGAUGAUGUGAGCCUUGUCUUCAUAACAUUCUCAUCCACGUCCAUCCAUGUUGCCUCGUUGCAACAUGGACCAAUAAACCAGAAACGCAACAA
This is a messenger RNA of Pollicipes pollicipes, 781 nucleotides long. RefSeq lists its product as uncharacterized. NCBI's taxonomy places the organism in Eukaryota, Metazoa, Arthropoda, Thecostraca, Pollicipedomorpha, Pollicipedidae. The record is from RefSeq and is a predicted model, not a curated record. Bases 129 to 431 code for a protein of 100 amino acids. The transcript is spliced from 2 exons.